Molecule: messenger RNA, 2071 nt
Organism: Cannabis sativa
Lineage: Eukaryota; Viridiplantae; Streptophyta; Magnoliopsida; Rosales; Cannabaceae
Product: zinc finger CCCH domain-containing protein 2
Exons: 1
Coding region: 517-1626 (369 amino acids)
Molecular function (GO): metal ion binding
Source: RefSeq, a predicted model, not a curated record
ACUCAAACUCAUAAUAAUAUAAUAAAUAAAAAUUAAAAAUAGAAAAGAGUUUGAUAAUAAGGAAGGAGACAAGAGAUGAGAAGGUGGGAUGGGAUUGUGAAGUUGCCACAUAGCCAAAGUUGCAUGCUGAUCCCUAAUACUAUGCAGCCACGCACCUAUUUGCCCAUACCUAUUCUCCAUCCUUGUCAUCAUUUUUAAUUUUUGUAUAUCUAUUUGUUCUCCUAUAUAUAAAACCCUAUUCUUUCUUCUUUGUUCCCCACCUCAUCAACAUUAUAUUCAACACCGCCUCACUCACUCACUCACUCACUCUCAUUCUCUCUCAAUAAAUAUAUACAGUACUACUAUAUAUAUCAUCAUCAUCUGAUCUCACCUAGCUAAUAAUUAAAUAAGUAUAUAAUGACCACCGGAGUUUGUUCUGAUCAGCAAAAGCUCCACCACCUUCUCCUUUGAGAUAUCAACAUUCCGCCCAGAAAGCUCGUCGGCCGACGCCACCACGAGCUCGCUGCCGCAGCCGACAUGUUUUCAAAUGGGUCACCGAGGUUGAUCUCCCCAGGCCACGACGACACCACCACCAGCGCUCUCUUUCAGAAGUUCCUUCCCUACAACAACCCCGGCGAAGGAGAAUCCGACGACGAUGCCGGAGGAUCUGACCCUUAUUCUUCCGAUCACUUUCGGAUGUACGAGUUUAAAGUCCGGAGGUGUACCCGGAGUCGGAGCCACGACUGGACUGACUGCCCUUUUGCUCAUCCGGGAGAGAAGGCUCGCCGGAGAGACCCGCGCCGCCACCACUACUCCGGCAUGGUUUGUCCGGAUUACCGACGCGGCGGAUGCGGUAGAGGAGAUAGCUGUGAGUUCGCUCACGGCGUGUUCGAGUGUUGGCUUCAUCCGGCGAGGUACAGAACUGAGGCUUGUAAAGAUGGGAAGAAUUGUAAGAGAAAGGUUUGUUUCUUUGCCCAUACUCCUCGUCAGCUUCGGAUCUUGCCUCUUCAUUCUAAUGGGUCUUCAUCGGAAAUGGCUUCUCCGGUUACUUCCAAGAAAAAAAUCAAAUACCCAAUAUCCCUCAAUAAUAAUAACUCGCCUAAUUCCAACCACUGCUGCGCUUUCUGUUCCUGCCAUAACAACUCUUCUCCCACCUCUACUCUCAUGGGCAUUUCCCAUUUCUCACCGCCCAUGUCGCCGGAGAAAUUUUCUCCCAUUUCAGCCUACAAAGAACAUUACGCCGCCGCCGCCGCUGCCGCAGCGAACGGUCACUAUUCCGGUCAAGGAGCUGUUAGUUACAAGGAAGCCCUCACCGAUCUGAUGAGUUCCAUAGAGUCGAUGAAUUUCAACGAAGCAGCUUCACCAAUUUCUCCCAUGUCGGUCGCCACCACCGGCGACCGUAAUCAUCCUUGGGUGGACGUCUUGCCGUUCAACUCCGGCGCCGAAGACCAACAACAAUUUGUUCUUUCUCCCUCUACUCCGAGUUACCCAUCUGGGUCUGAGAAUUUCAGCCAUUGGUCUAGCAAGAGGUACAAUGAUAUUGUUAAUGAGAAUCAUAAUAAUAAGCUUAAUAAGCUAAACGAGGUUAACAAUGCCGGGUCGGGUUCGGAUCCGGAUCUCGGGUGGGUCAACGAUCUCUUGAUGUAGAAGAUGAAGAAGAAGAGAAGAAGAAGGGAUUAGAGAUCUCAUACAUAUUAUACCAUGACGAAUGAAGUUUCUGACAAUGCAAAAUAUUUUGGUGAUUUUCAGAAGUGUAUAUAUAUAUGGAUGCACCAGCCGUAUAUAUACAUGCAUGAUCAUUAUGACUCUUAUUAUGAUAUAUAUAAAUAUAUCUAUUUAGUAGUGUUUGUUAUUUUAAUCGUUGUACUAUAUUAAUCUUCAUUUGGAUUAUAAUUACUAUUGUUUUUUAAAUUAAUAAGAUGUCUUCAGAUGUGAAUGUGAUGUGAUGAUCUUCUUAAUGUUGGAAGAUCAUUACUAAACUAUGGUAUCAUUAGUUUUUUUUUUUUUUUUAAUUAGAGCUUAGUUUUGAUCUUUUGUAUUUUGAUCAAGAUUUUUCUGAAGAGAAAUGGAAAACUGAUCUGUGUAUUAUAUA